Molecule: messenger RNA, 1233 nt
Organism: Botrytis deweyae
Lineage: Eukaryota; Fungi; Ascomycota; Leotiomycetes; Helotiales; Sclerotiniaceae
Exons: 1
Coding region: 1-1233 (410 amino acids)
Molecular function (GO): monooxygenase activity; oxidoreductase activity, acting on paired donors, with incorporation or reduction of molecular oxygen; iron ion binding
Source: RefSeq, a predicted model, not a curated record
AUGGAUCCGUUACUUGCGCUGGCUAUCUUCAUCACUGCCUCAAUUCUGGCAUACUUUUUCAUCUGCAUUUCGACACGCACAAAACUCUACCGAAGAUGCACUUGCAAAGAGAAGAUCAUCUCGAUCCGAAAACUGUCAGAAGCGACGGAGAUUUUGAAAGCAUCUACACUUCCCUCUCGAGCUCUACCAAACCAACGACUUGUGCAAGUUUUCUCCGUUUCCAACGCAUUUACAACAACCGAUCAAGCUUUUUACCGAUCAUUCCUCACGAGAGCUAAAUCUCUAUUGAAGACACCUGAUGAAUCGACCUCCACCCUACCCAAAGUGCUCUCCAUUCUCAAUGAUGAGAUCGCCCCCUCCAUCUCUAAAAAUGGGAUCACCCCGCUCAGUCCCCUAAUCCAAGUCUUCUGUUUUCGAUUCGUGCUUCUCAAAUUCUUUCCUUCCGAACAUGCGAGAACCACGCAAAUCUCCAUCAUACGCAUAACCCAACUCAUCAACUCCCUCUGGAUAUCAUCCAAAUGUUCCUGUUUCACCCAGCCCUCGCAAAUCCCAAUGCAGAACUCGUUGCGGCGCGAACUCGAUUCGCUAUCCCUAUCCAGCAACUACGAGAAUGAAAAUCCACUCAACAUUCUUCUCCCUGCAUACGAAACGCUAUGGAGAAUUGUCCUUCGUUGUUUCCUGGAAAUUUCAUUUCGGCACUCGUCCGAGGUUUCGGCUGAACGGAAAGAUGUUCUCGCUCGAUUUUUGACAAAUAUGACAGCUGAACAAUUUAGCGAACGGAAGGGAAGAUGUUCGGCUCGAGAUAUCGUCUUUGAAGCUCUGCGUUUAUAUCCACCGACCAAGAGGAUUUAUCGGCAGAAUGUAGACAAUGGACCAAUCUCCGCAGUCGAUGUUGAGUAUAUACAAAGGACUGAAGAGAUCUGGGGAACAGAUGGAAAUGAGUUCAGACCAGAACGAUGGAGUGAAUUGGAGAGUAAAGGUAACAUGGCAUAUAAGGAAGCAUGGAUGCCGUUUGGGAAAGUUAGUUUUCUGUGCCCAGCAUCGAAGGUGGCGCCAAUGAUGAUAGGAAUGUUGGUCGGUUGUUUGAUUGAUACUUUUCGUAGUGAUAGUUGGAUUUUGGAAGGCGAAGGUGUCAAAAAUGUAAUGUCGAGGGAAAUGCCGCUGGACAAUGGGAGGGAGGCGUUUGAGGAUUUAUCACUGAGACGGUACACUAAUAAAAUGUUUGAGAUGUAG